Messenger RNA from Trypanosoma conorhini, 345 nucleotides. RefSeq lists its product as uncharacterized. Lineage: Eukaryota; Euglenozoa; Kinetoplastea; Trypanosomatida; Trypanosomatidae. The record is from RefSeq and is a predicted model, not a curated record. The transcript has a single exon. The coding region runs from base 1 to 345 and encodes 114 amino acids.
AUGGUGCCCGGGCAUCACCAGACAUUAGCCUCAAUCGCAACAAUAUGCGUAAAGUCCAACCAAAUGCGUCGAGCGGCGCUAAAUCGAAUUCAACGUUUCUUCCGCCCCGUCCCUCACUUUCGGGUUUCUUUUCGGUAUCGCCGUCAGAACACGGCGCUCGCCAACCACGGGCGGAUUUGCGCCUGCAGAGAACCGUCACCGUCGCCCCUCGGGCUGAGGAAUAAACAAGCGGAAACGCUACCCGGCCCUCUACGCCAUUCCAGUGCAUUACACAGCCUGCCGGCGCCAGAGCUUCACAGCCUUGGCAUCUCCGCUUCUACUACUUCGCCUCACGUUCGCUGCUAA